This is a messenger RNA of Orbicella faveolata, 594 nucleotides long. RefSeq names its product adenosine receptor A3-like. The record is from RefSeq and is a predicted model, not a curated record. Gene Ontology annotation, molecular function: G protein-coupled receptor activity. Gene Ontology annotation, cellular component: membrane. Gene Ontology annotation, biological process: G protein-coupled receptor signaling pathway. NCBI's taxonomy places the organism in Eukaryota, Metazoa, Cnidaria, Anthozoa, Scleractinia, Merulinidae.
AUGGCUCCAACGUUUUUGCUGCUGGGAGUUUCGUUUUCCUUGAUUGCCGCUAUCGCUGUGGACAGACUUCUUGCUGUGUCUCUACAUCUAAGAUAUCAAGAACUUGUUACGGAGAAGCGAGUAACCAUCGGUUUGACGGUUAUAUGGUUUAACAAUAGUCUUCUUACAUUGACUUUUAUGAGCCUUCCCAGCCACAAUGACUUGGUCACGGUAACUUGUCUAACUGUUGGAUUGAUUUUGGUAACGGUAGUAUAUUUUCGUAUUUACCUAGUGGUGCGCUAUCAUCAAAAUCAAAUACAUGGCCAAAAUCAGAUUCAAAAUGGUCAAGCAAUGCAAGCUGCCAGAGCAAAGAAGUCAGCUUUGAACGCUUUGUAUGUCUAUAUCGUUUCCCUUGUUUGUUUCACACCAAACUUAUUGGCUGGUAUUCUGCUGGUAGUCGACAAUUCAAGCAUGCCUACUUUGGUAGCAUACAGUGCUUCUGUAUUUUUAGCUUUACUGAAUUCGUCUUUAAAUCCACUAGUCUACUGCUGGCGAUAUCGCGAGAUUCGUGAUACUGUGAAAAACACAGUGAAGAAGAUAUUUGAUAGGAAUUGA